AUGUUCGAACAGGAGUUUGAAGAUGCCGGUUGUCACCAGCGCCGCGAUCCCCGAACCGGCCGUGGCAUUUACCGCCCCGAGAGGGGGCUGGAGCGUUACAUACCGAAACCAUACAACGCGUACUACGACGACGGGGAGAGCGAAGAGGAGGAACCCUACGGUCGGCAAUUCAUAGCCGAAACAGAGACCUUUCACCACACGGUCACGCCAUGGGGGUUGCGCGUCACGCGUAACCACCAGAUGUCCGUAGACGUCUUUGUCCCUCCCGGCCGGAAUGUCAACGCGUUCUUCAGAACAUUCCGAGACGCCGCGGAACCAAUCGACGACCGCUCCGAACUGGCCGCCCCAGCCAGGGCAAGCCCCCCGCAUGCCGAAGCGCGACCGCCAACGCCCGCAUCGGAUCCUCCCCGAUGCCCCAAUCCUCCCGAAGAGUCGGCGGCGGCCACGCCCCCGCACGCCGAAGCGCGACCGCCAACGCCCGCAUCGGAUCCUCCCCGAUGCCCCAAUCCUCCAGAAGAGUCAGCGGCGACCACACCAACGCACGCCGAAGCGCCCCACGCGGAGGCAGCGCAAGGCCCUCCCACUGAAUGGCCCACCGGGGCUACAGAAGAGGGAAACGCCGCUCUGGGGCAAAGUCCAGCGGACUUCUCCCUGAUCGAAGAGCUGAAUCAGCCCACCCAGUGGGUAAUCGCGCCGGCAGAUUGGCAGGUGAACGUCCCAGGCCGGGCCCUACCGGCGGGCCUCAUCGAGGAGAUACACCAGCGGCUGCUGGAAGCGGAGAGGCUCCGUUUCGCGGGAUCGUCACCGCCUCAUUUUUCCCCUUUUUAUAUCUCCAGUUUCCCUUAA
Drosophila miranda is the source of this 846-nucleotide messenger RNA. RefSeq names its product formin-like protein 16. The transcript has 2 exons. The record is from RefSeq and is a predicted model, not a curated record. NCBI's taxonomy places the organism in Eukaryota, Metazoa, Arthropoda, Insecta, Diptera, Drosophilidae. The coding region runs from base 1 to 846 and encodes 281 amino acids.